Melanotaenia boesemani (Boeseman's rainbowfish) is the source of this 3675-nucleotide messenger RNA. RefSeq names its product VPS52 subunit of GARP complex (gene vps52). Bases 159 to 2333 code for a protein of 724 amino acids. Gene Ontology annotation, biological process: endocytic recycling; Golgi to vacuole transport; retrograde transport, endosome to Golgi. Lineage: Eukaryota; Metazoa; Chordata; Actinopteri; Atheriniformes; Melanotaeniidae. The record is from RefSeq and is a predicted model, not a curated record. The transcript is spliced from 20 exons. Gene Ontology annotation, molecular function: syntaxin binding. Gene Ontology annotation, cellular component: GARP complex.
UAAUAUUAAGUAUACAUAUUUAUCCUAUACAGCUAACAGUCAUAUCGACAUCCUGUUUUGUGUACAUGAAAAAUUAAAGGGAAUUUUCGUGUUCGAGGAGGACGGGGUGGAACUUAUGAUUUGUUGACUUUUUUCUACGUUAGCGUAAAGUAGUCGCAAUGGCGGAGGGUGUAGCAGUCACUGUUGGAGCUGGUUCCGAUGUAAACAUGGCUGCUAACCCAACAGAAACUGCUAUGGCGUAUCUACAAGACGAGAGGACCGAUGGAGACAUCACUAACCUAAACCUGGGUGAACUUGACCUCACCACCGAUGAGUUUAUCUUAGAUGAAGUGGAUAUUCAUAUUCAGGCCAAUCUGGAAGAUGAUCUUGUAAAGGAGGCACUUAAAACGGGUGUUGACCUCCGUCAGUACUCCAAACAGGUGGAGACAGAGCUGCAGAAGAUUGAACAGGCCUCCAUCAAAGACUACAUUAAAGAGAGUCAGAACAUCGCUCUUCUGCACAACCAGAUCACCGCCUGCGAUUCAAUACUGGAGCGUAUGGAGGGCAUGUUGAGCGGCUUCCAGAGUGACCUGUCCUCCAUCAGCAGUGAGAUCCAGACCCUGCAGCAACAGUCGGUCAGCAUGAACAUCCGGCUGAAGAACAGGCAGGCUGUUCGCAGCCACCUCAGCCAGCUGGUGGACGAGCUGGUCGUGCCUGGAGCCAUGAUCUCAACCAUCCUGGAAAGUCCGGUGACAGAGCAGGAGUUUCUGGAGCAGCUCCACGAGCUCAACAACAAGAUCAACUUUGCCAAAGAGCUGAGCUUCAGGGAGACUUUGGCCUGCUCCGAUAUUCAGGAUAUUGUUGACCGCUUAAAACUGAAGGCAGUUUCAAAGAUCAGAGAGUUCAUUCUUCAGAAGAUCUACUCCUUCAGGAAACCAAUGACAAACUACCAGAUCCCACAGAACACUUUGCUGAAAUACAGAUUUUUUUAUCAGUUCCUUUUGGCCAAUGAGAGAACAGUUGCUAAGGAAGUUAGAGACGACUACGUGGAUACUAUGAGCAAAAUUUACUACAGUUACUUCAAGUCAUACAGCGGCAGGCUGCUGAAAGUGCAGUACGAGGAGGUGGCAGAUAAAGACGACCUGAUGGGAGUAGAAGACACAGCCAAGAAAGGUUUCUUCUCCAAACCGUCUUUGAAAAGCAGGAACACCAUCUUCACUCUGGGCCAGAGGGGGACCAUACUGAGCCCUGCUGAGCUGGAGGGGCCCAUCCUGGUUCCACAUACGGCUCAGAGAGGAGACAGCAGGUAUCCCUAUGAGACGCUGUUUCGCAGUCAGCACUACGCUCUGCUGGACAAUGGCUGCAGAGAAUAUCUCUUCCUGUCUGACUUCUUCAUGGUGGCGGGAAACUCUGCCCUCGACCUCUUCAACAGUAUCAUGGGAAAAACUCUCAGCAUGUUCUUGAAGAGCAUGUCCACUUAUGUGUCAGACUGUUACGACAGCAUCGCCAUCUUCCUGUGUAUCCACAUCAUCCUCAGGUUCAGAGCCAUCACAGCAAAGAGGAACAUCCCUGCUCUUGACAAAUACUGGGAGGCCGUGUUGGAGCUGCUGUGGCCCAGGUUUGAACUGAUUCUGGAGAUGAACAUCCACAGCAUCAGAAACACAGACCCCCAGAAACUGGGAGUGCUGGACACCAGACCACACUACAUCACUCGCCGAUACGCAGAGUUCUCAUCAGCCAUCGUCAGCAUCAACCAGACGUUUCCCAACGAGAGGACAAACGCUCUGCUAGGACAGCUACAGGUUGAGGUGGAAAACUUUGUGCUGAAGAUGGCUGCAGAGUUUCCCUCCAGAAGAGACCAGCUCAUCUUCCUCAUUAACAACUAUGACAUGAUGCUCAGCGUACUGAUGGAGAGGGCAGCAGAUGACAGCAAAGAGGUUGAAGGUUUUCAACAGUUGCUCUUGGCCAGAACACAGGAGUUCAUUGAGGAGAUUCUGUCUCCCCCCUUUGGAGGAAUGAUUGCCUUUGUGAAGGAAGCUGAGACACUGAUGGAGAAAGGGCAGCUGGACCGACUGAAGAAUGAGGAAGCUCGCAUCACUCAGCUCGUUCGGGGGUUUUCCAGCACAUGGAAACAAUCUGUUGAGUCGAUGAGUCAAGAUGUGAUGAGGUCCUUCACUAAUUUUAAAAAUGGGACCAGCAUCAUACAGGGCGCCCUGACACAGCUGAUCCAGUACUAUCACGGCUUCCACAAGGUUCUGAACCAGCCGACUUUUCGCAGCCUGGCGGUCCGAUCUGAGCUCAUCAACCUCCACCACCUCAUGGUUGAGGUCAAGAAGCACAAACCCAACUUCUAAAAGCAGCUUUUUCAGCGACAAGAUUCCCCCCAGCUCAAUCUUCUUUACUCUCUCAGUCUUUUAAGUUUGCAAAGCAGUAACAGGAGAUUUUUCUCACCCGGCUGUAGAACUCAUCACACAUCAGUGAGGACCUGAUUUCAUAUCUGGAUCAGAAGGUUUAUUUUACUUUGGACAUUACCUGUGUCAUUUUGCUCCUCUGAUCUUCAUUCCAUAUAAAUCACAUAUAUAUAUGAUGUAUAUAAACAAAUUCCAACAAAUAAAGAGUAUAUGUGUGUUCUGGAUACUUUGAUAUCAGUAGAGUGAGCAACAAGACUUCAGGAGAUGCUGGCUUGCAUGACAAUUCAGUUAGUUCUUACAUUCAUACUUUUAAAUUAUCCAUCAGAUUUUUAUUUUAUUUUUUUUGCCAGCUACUAAAAGCAGCAACAGCAAAUCUCCUUCCUAAAAGUUAAAAGUGCAAUCAUGAAACACUGAAAUGUUCUCCUCAUUUUUGCUUUAUUUAAAUAGAAACUGAGCAUUUUGUUGGCUAAAAUUAUGAAUGUUUACCUGUAUGUCAAAGAAAAUGUUAAGUCUUCUUUUUUUUCUUGUCCAGUUAAAGGAAACAACCGUAUCUAUUCAUGUGAUUUACAACACUGCACCAGUGAGAGAGAAUCUCUUACAGGCAUACUUGAAAAGCUGAGCACUCACUCAGUAGGAGAGGUUACAUUGACCAUAAGGGUCAUUUUCUUUGUCAUGUCAGCAAAUCUUAUAUUUAAUUUAAAACCAGCAGCGUUGAAGAAUCUCGAAACUAAAGACUGGCUUCCUGUCUCUGCUUGGGGGUCUUAAUGCUGUUUCCUGCUGGAAACAUUCAUCUUUAAAAAACUGCUGAUCACUGUCUUUUUUUCAACCGUCUACAUUCAACGCUUUUUUUUUUUGUACAACAGUGACUCAUUAAAAAUAACAAAAAUUCAAGCUAUAUGUUUAAUUUUGUUAAUUUGUUUUCUCUUUAUUGGGAGUUGCUGACAGAUGAUCCUGUAGAAGCUGGGCUCCUUCAGAGUGGUAAAAAUCUAAUGCGGAGUGUUUACGUUGUGUGCUUUUGCUCUUUUGUGCGACUGUGUUGCAUUUCUUUGUGAAGUCUUUCCCAUGUGCACUUACAUUCUGUGGAGUUUAACAAUGAUCAGUGAAAAUACGACACAGAUGCUUGCUUGUUUUAUUUGAAUUACUUUAUUUAGUUUCUUUGAUAAUUUAACAAUAAAUAAAAGAACAAAUCAAAACAAUAAACUAUGACUACAACAUUUAUUCAGCUUUUAGUCAGAUUUGAAUUUGUAUAGAUGAAACCUGAAAGCCACAUUUUACUUUGAUAAGC